AUGGCCUUCAACAAGAAAUACGCCGGUCUUCCUGACCUAGAUCCCGCCCCGGAUAUCUACGAAACCCCUGACCUGACCGACGAAGCAUCCACCAUCCCCACCACUACAGUCCGCACCGAAUCAGAACACGGCGAUGCAGGCUCCAGCUCUGACAUUGACCGCGAAGGCGUCAACGCAGACCAGGCGCGUAUGCACUUUAUGGGUGCCGCCGUGGACGCCCGCGACGUGAACUUCUCCGACAGCAUUUCCGCAAAACGCCAAGCCUAUCGCAGUAAGAGUAAGAAUCGGCGCCGACGCCGUGUUCGUGAAGAUGGUACCGAGGAUCUCGGCGACUUUAGUGACGAGGAUGAAUCGGUCGAGCGGCGGCUGGCACGCUUGCGCAGAGAGGUUGAGGAAUUGAAGGUGGAGAUGGAGAAUGAGGCAACUGCUGGAAACGAUGAUAGUGUUGAGAGUGGAACGAACCAAAGUGCGACGACUGAGAAGGGGACGGAGGGUGCGUUGGGCGACGGUGUUGCGGAGUUGAGCCGCGCGCUGGAUAAUCUGCAUGCUUCUUCGAGAGGUGAACAGACUACUUUGCAUUCUGCUGCUGCGAUGCUGUCUCAGAAACUAGGGUCUGAGAACGGUUCUGCACCAGUUUCACAAGGCAAACAACCCCCAGCUGGCGGUUCGGCUGUUACCACAGUGCCCCCGCCAGCUGCGGCGUCAUCAGCGGGAAUCCUUUCUCAUGCUGCGGCCUUCGAAGGCCGACUGGCGCUUAUUGAAGCUUCCAUGGGCAUUUCAAACGCCUCAAACCCCUUCGUCGGAAAUGGCAUCAGCGAGCCUGCACUGCAACCAGUGCUCCCAUCCCUGGAACAACUUACAUCCCGACUCUCGGCCCUUACUGGUCUUCUCGUAGGAACAAACCCCACGGCUGGUGGCCCAAGUGCUGUGCCCGGCUUGACCACACCUCAUCUCGAAGCUCUCUCCACGAGAGUUCGCAAGCUCACCACUGACGCUGAAGCCCUCGCGUCAGCGCGCAAACGCGCCGUUGACGCCGCCAAGGCUGCUCAAGCUGCGCGAAUCGCUUCAUCCGGCUCUGAUGCCGAAGCUGCUCCUACCACGGACGGCUUUAACCCAUCUGACGACGACAAUGCAUCCAAGAUUCAAGCACUCUACGCAACACUCCCCACCAUCCAAUCCCUGCACCCAUUGCUACCCAGUGUUCUCGAGCGCCUACGUUCUCUUCGUGCCUGUCAUGCAGGUGCCGCCCACGCCGCAGACUCACUCGAUGCGCUCGAAAAACGUCAGGCUGAAAUGAGUUCUGAAAUCGAGCAAUGGCGUGAAGGCCUCACGGUCGUCGAGGAGAAGAUGCGCCAGGGUGAGGCUGCGCUCAAGUCAAAUGUCGAGACUGUGGAGCCCUGGGUGCGUAACCUAGAGACUCGCAUGGCGCGCCUUGGUGGCCCGCCGGGAUCGCUGUGA
Messenger RNA from Penicillium atrosanguineum, 1458 nucleotides. RefSeq lists its product as uncharacterized. The coding region runs from base 1 to 1458 and encodes 485 amino acids. The record is from RefSeq and is a predicted model, not a curated record. Gene Ontology annotation, biological process: mitotic spindle organization. Gene Ontology annotation, cellular component: dynactin complex; cytoplasm. The transcript has 3 exons. Lineage: Eukaryota; Fungi; Ascomycota; Eurotiomycetes; Eurotiales; Aspergillaceae.